CUCUCCACUAAUUGCUCCCGCCAUUUUCCCUUUGUUUAUCUUCGAUGCCGGAGAUUAUGGCCCGCCAUUACAGAUUAAUUAUUUUUAAUUACAAUUAUUAUUCCCUCAAAAUUUCAUUAGAUCCGAAGGCCAACCGGUCAAAUCAUCACUUCAGUUCUUGAAAUUUUUGGUUACUUUUCUUGGAUCGCCGGCCAACCUCACCCACCCACUCCUAUCUCCUCUCAGAACCUGCAUUUACUCCUCCAAUGGCGUCUGAUACCAAGUUAAAGAACAAUCAAGUAGUUUCUACUAUGAUCAAGCAAGGCUUCAUUUCCGACCCUUUCUUUUCUUCUCCUUCUCCUCCUACUUCCCAUCAUCAUCUUCCGGCCGCUAAACUCGCCGUUUCUCCGCCGCCGGCGUACAUCCCUGCUUCGCCUCCGCCGGCUCCGCCCAGCCCGAACCCGAGCCCGAGCCUCUUCGAGAUGAUGUCCAAGGAGCAGUCUCGAAACUUCGGGCAAUCCCCCGGGCCCGAGGCCCGGCACCGAGUCCAGGAGCGAAUCUCCCGGGUUUUGGCCCAUGCACCGUUCCAAAGCCCGAGCCGGGCCGAUGGCAAUUUCGUUGAUGGUUCUGGGGGUGGUGGUGAUGUUAAGCUGACGAUUGCGGCGCGUGAUGGGUGGCCAAAGGUUUCUAUGGACGUUCAUCGGAGGGUGCUGGCCGGCCGGAGCAGAUUCUUCGCGGAGAAGCUCCGGCGGGAUGGGUCCCACUCGGUGGAGAUCCUGGAUUGCGAUGACGUGGAGGUGUAUGUGGAGACUGUGGUGCUUAUGUAUUGUGAGGAUUUGAAGAAGAAAUUGAUUGGUGAGGGUGUUUCUAAGGUCUUAGGGCUCCUAAAGGUAUCUUCAGCUAUCAUGUUUGAUGAGGGAAUAAUGGCUUGUUUGGAGUAUCUGGAGGCAGCUCCAUGGUCUUCAGACGAAGAGGAGAGAGUAAUAACUCUUCUGAGUCAACUUCAUCUUCCCGAUUCAGCAACCGAUUUGCUUCAUAGAGUAUUGCCAGAGCCUUCAACGUCUUCUUCGGGAACUGAUGACGUCUUGCUGAGAUUGCUAAGCAGUGUUUUACAGGCCAAGGAUGACAGAGCCCGUAAAGAGAUGAAAACUGUAAUUUCUCGGUUGCUUAGAGAAGAUACUAUCUCUAGCAAUAGCCUCGAUGUUUCGAGGGACAUGCUCUAUAAUCUUUGUAAUAGGUGUCUUAGUUCUCUAUUAGUCUGUGUGUCCGAGGCAAUGUGUGUGGAUGAAAGUGGGAAGGAUCGGGGAGUCAUAAUGGGCGAGAUAGCUCGCGAGGCAGAUAAUGUUCAGUGGAUCGUUGAUAUCCUGAUUGACAGGAAGAUGGGGGAUGAAUUCGUGGACUUAUGGGCGGACCAAAAGGAGCUUGCUAGUCUUCAUUCCAAAAUUCCCACCAUGUACAGACACGAAAUCAGCAGGGUCACAGCACAGCUCUGCGUGGCAAUUGGUCGAGGGCAUUUAUUGGUGCCAAAAGACGCACGGUACUCUUUGUUAUCGACCUGGCUGGAAGCGCUCUAUGAGGAUUUCGGGUGGAUGAGGAGAGCGUGUAGAUCGAUCGAUAAGAAGCUGAUCGAGGACGGAUUGAGCCAGACGAUUCUGACCCUACCGUUGCCUCAACAACAAGCGAUCAUGCUUAAUUGGUUCGACCGGUUUCUUAACAAGGGCGACGAUUGCCCCAACAUUCAGAAAGCAUUUCAAGUCUGGUGGAGACGGGCUUUCAUUAAGCAGUAUGUGGCCGAGUCUCAGCUACAGAUAGCUCUCUGUGAUUACACAAGUUGAUGGCCCAGAAAUGCAAGAAUUCUUCAUUCAAUCAUGAAAAAGACAAACAAAUAUCUUUAUUACAGUACUAUGAAUGUUGGAAUGAAGAUCAAAUUGUAUUAUUGACAAGAAACUGUUGUGACUGUUUUUCAUAAAGGAAAUUAUCCUUCUUGGAAUCAUCUGCAGACCAAAUAAAGAUCCCAUGAAGUUUCCCCUGGCUCCUUAACUUGCUGCAGGCCUGAAAAAACCCUUUUUCGGGUUUUAAACCACCACUAUCAUCAGUGCCAAAACUCACGAGAAUUGUUCCUCCUGCAUAGUUAGCGGUCUGGGUUUCAAAAUACUGUAUGAACUGAGAAACCGUUGUGCCCUUGGCAUAGGCAUAAAACUGGAAGUUAACAUAGUCGAUUAGAUGGCCAUAUCUCUUCCAGAGUGCUAAGUAAUAAGGCUGCACACUGUCAUCAUCGUAUGGCGCUAUAGAUGUGUACGAAACAACGUUGUUCUGUUUAAGGUAGAACAACAAUCUGCCAAUGCACUCCGCGAAUGUUUCAGGAUCCGAGUUGAAGUGUUCGUAGUCUAUAUCGACUCCAUCCAGGUUAUACUCUUUCACAAGGUUAGUAAUUGAAUAUAUUGCGUUUCUGACCCAAGAAGUUAUUGAUUUAGGUUGGAAGAACACGAAUUUACCCCCAACAGAAUCCCCGCCAAGGCUCAUACCGACCUUGACAUUUCGGUAUUGGGAUUUGAUGGAAGAAAUUCGGGUGGGCGUGAGGUUUCCAGUGUCCCAGAACGCGCUGAACAACCCGUUGGUGGGCUGUGGAGAUGAAACAUCAUCUGUGUAAUCAAUGGCGAAGGAAAGGAGGAAAUGAAAGUCGAGUUUUGGAUGGAUUGGCACAUCAGAGAAGGUGACAUUCUUGUACUCUGCUCCGAUGUAUUCUCUGAAAAGAUUGGAUGAAUUUGCUGACAGUGAUUGAAGAAGGAGGAGAGUGAAGAGGAAUUUUAAGGAGUCCAUGCUUUGUAGAAAGCUGCAAGCUAGGAAUGAUGCAUUUAUGUUAACAAUUUUUGGAUGGAUUAUUUGUGGAACAUAGUUUAUAUUCUUUGUGACUUUGGAUACUGAAAUAUAUAAAUCCGGCCGCCGGCAAGUCCAGGCUAAAGGUGUGUUUGGACGGCAGGCUAUGAUUGGUCGGCCGGCGAAUACAUAUAGACGUUACUUGUUAUGUUCCAUUCUUGAUUACUAGCUAUUCUUAUUUACAA
Molecule: messenger RNA, 3041 nt
Organism: Ipomoea triloba (trilobed morning glory)
Lineage: Eukaryota; Viridiplantae; Streptophyta; Magnoliopsida; Solanales; Convolvulaceae
Product: BTB/POZ domain-containing protein At5g60050
Exons: 3
Coding region: 246-1814 (522 amino acids)
Molecular function (GO): protein binding
Source: RefSeq, a predicted model, not a curated record